UUCAAAAUGGCGGGAAAAUCAGCCAUUUCUCUCUAGGGUUCUGUUGUGUUUGGGUUUUGACUUCAGACUGAGUUCGUCACGAGCACUGUCGGGAGAGCGAAGAAGAAGUAAUUUCCCCUCCGGCAAGGGGAGGUAGAACAAACAUGCCGACUUACAAGAUCAGGGGAAUCGAUGUGGAUUUCCCUUACGAGGCAUACGAUUGCCAGCUCGUUUACAUGGAGAAAGUGAUCGAGUCUCUCCAAAAUAAAUGCAAUGCACUGUUGGAGAGUCCUACCGGAACUGGGAAGACCCUGUGCCUUCUCUGUGCUACAUUGGCAUGGAGGAAGAGUCUAGGUGGAUUUUCUACUGGGAAGUCUGAGAGGAAUAGUCAGAGUGUGGUUGGGACGCCCUCAUCCCAGUCCAGCGGUAGCAGUCUUCCUACGAUAGUGUAUACUUCACGAACUCACAGCCAGCUCCGUCAAGUGAUCCAAGAGUUGAAGACGAGCAGCUACAGGCCGAAAAUGGUGAUAUUAGGGUCUCGAGAACAGUUGUGCAUUCAUGAGGAAGUUCGUACACUGCGUGGAAAAGCACAGUCAAACGCUUGCCGGUUCCUUUGCAGAAAGAGUGCAAAGCGUCAGUGUGCUCAUUUCUCUCAAACAUCUGCUUAUGUAAAGCAGAAUCCCCAUCUCGGAGAUGAACCAGUUGACAUAGAGGAUUUGUUAAAAAUUGGGCAACAAUUUGGACCGUGCCCAUACUAUAUAUCAAGGGAACUCAGUAAAGUGGUUGACAUAUUAUUUGCACCUUAUAAUUAUCUGAUUGAUCCUAGCUAUAGGAAAUCUCUUGGGAUUGAUUGGGACAGCAGUGUCCUAAUAUUCGAUGAAGCUCACAACCUGGAAGGCAUAUGUGCUGAUGCUGCUUCAUUUGACCUGCCUGCUGGGCUUCUGACGGCUUGCAUUUCCGAGGCGCAAUCCUGCAUUGAUCUUUCUAUCACAAGAAGGGAUACAUCAAGUGAUAAAUCACAAAAUCCCGAGAACUAUGCCAUUCUUAAAGGUUUCAAUCCCGCAGCAUUGCUUCUGAAGCUUGAGAAGGGGAUAGCUGAUGUACCUAUUGAAUCCAGUGAAUUGGGAUUCACCAGGCCUGGGCCCUACAUCUAUGAAUUACUUGCUAAUCUGAAUCUCACGCAUGACACUGCAACCAAGCUCAUUGAUAUAAUUGAGGAGGCUGCUGUGCUUCUGGAGGAAGACAAACAGCAGAAAUCACAAGGCACUGUCUGUCGGCUUGAAAGUAUUGCUGACAUCCUUAAACUAAUUUUUAAAGAUAAAAAUAAUGCCCAUGCAACCUUUUACCGCAUCAUGGGUAAUAAACUACAUACGUUGUUGGUGUUUUGUAAUGUAGGUAAAGCACCGAGAACUCUUAGCUGGUGGUGCUUUAAUCCAGGCAUUGCCAUGGAAGAAUUCUCCAAGAGGGGAGUUGGCUCCAUUAUUUUGACUUCUGGAACACUAUCACCUAUGGAGUCAUUUGCUCAAGAGUUGAGAUUGAAUUUUCCUGUUCGGUUGGAGAACCCUCAUGUCAUAUCCUCAAAUCAGAUCUGGGCAGGGGUUGUUGGGGUUGGCCCAUCAGGGCAUUCUUUCAACUCUUCCUACAGAAAUCGUGAUUCUGUAGAAUAUAAGAGAGAGCUAGGAAAUGCCAUUGUUAAUUUUGCUCGGAUUGUACCUGAUGGGCUUCUUGUAUUCUUUCCCUCAUACUACGUUCUGGACAAAUCCAUUGAGUGCUGGAAGAGCGUGUUACUGCAGGAUAAUACUAGUUCAACAACAAUAUGGGAAAGAAUCUCCAGGUACAAGAAGCCUGUUAUAGAACCUAGACAAUCAUCUCUUUUCCCAUCGGCAAUUCAGGAUUAUAUGGCUAAAUUGAAGGACACCUCAAGUUCUGGAGCAGUGUUUUUUGCUGUUUGUCGUGGCAAGGUAAGUGAAGGACUGGAUUUUGCAGAUCAAACUGGGAGGGCUGUAAUAAUUACAGGAGUUCCUUUUCCCAUGAGGACUGACCCCAAGGUUCGUUUGAAGCGAGAAUUUUUGGAUCAACAAGCAGCAUCCUCAAGGGACAACAACAAGAUUCUAACUGGGGAAGGCUGGUACGGCCAGCAAGCAUCACGGGCUGUGAAUCAGGCUGUUGGACGUGUAAUUCGCCAUCGACAUGAUUAUGGAGCGAUCAUAUUCUGUGAUGAAAGGUUCUCAAAUGCAAAUCAGCAGUCACAGAUUUCACUUUGGAUUAGGCCUCAUCUUAAGUGUCAUUCUAGAUUCGGAGAUGUCAUUUUCACAUUGAGUCGUUUUUUCCGCGAUGGAGUAUUUAGUAGUUCAACGAUGCUGAAGUCUACGGAAAAAGUCACACAGAUGUCGCAGCAGGUGGAAAAAGUUCAGACAAUGCCUACAGAUGAGAAGGCUGCCAAAAUAUCGUCAAUGCUUCCUUUUCUUCAAGAUAAAAGCUUCAGUGAUUCAAGCAAAUUAAAGGAGAUUCUUCCAGCUAAUUGUGCAUCUCUUAAUCCUCCCAAAAAUAACCAUGACUUCAUAUUGAAGUAUUCCAAAGGUCUAAUAUCAAAAGAGAAACCAGUGCUUGUUCUGGGGGGAACUUCAACACAACGCGAAAAACAGGAGAUGGUCAACUUGAUUGGUGGAUCCUCUGGUAGGGUAAUCCCUAGUGGUGAGGGACUGCUGCCAUGUUCUGCUAAAAAGCGUAAGGUGUCAAAAGGAGAGCUUAGUGAAGAUAUUAAGCAGAAGUUUAUAGAUGAAAAACGAGAAUCAAAUAAGUUUGCACCCCAAGAGAGAGUUAUCUCUGAUUAUAGAACCCAGCAACAUUCUAGUUCACCUGGGUUCCCUCAGAUGGGGAAGACCGAUGUUCAUGCCUCAAAGAGUAAUGCAGCUCAUUCUAACUCGUUGCACACUGGAGACAAGGAAACAAAAGGAUCUGAAUUUCUAAGUCAGGUAAAGGAAAAACUUACUGCCCCAGAAUAUGCUGAAUUUGUCAGUUUUAUGAAAGCGCUGAAAUCCAAAGCCAUGACAAUAGGCCAUGUGCUACAAUCUAUCAUCAACUUAUUCAGAGGGCCAGAGAGGGCCCAAUUGCUUGAAAGAUUCAGAGAUUUUGUCCCUUCAAAGUAUCGUUCUUUGUAUGAGCAGUACGUCGGAGCAAAAGAUCAACUACCCUAUAACCAAACAUGAUCGAAGGACGGUGUAAAGUGCAGAACUGUAACAGCGCCAAGUACAUAGACUUCUUGGGAUGCACUCUAAUCAGACUGUACUGGAGGUAUGGCAUCUUCCUCCUGGCAUCACCAACAAGUACAGAUAUCUGCCCGGUAUCGAUGGACUUUCAAUCAUCGCCUUUCUCCAGAAGGUCUUAGCAUUUCGGUCUUAACAAUAUACCAGCAUCGAUGAUACAGAUUUGUAUAGUACACUCUGGUUUUAUUAGUGGGAAGAUUGCAUAUGCGAUUGUCGAAAACAAACCUUCAAAAUAUUUGUGAAUAUAUUGUCAAUGUAGAGUUGGAUUUUUGCGGGGUUCAUGUUUCUCUAGUUAGCAGUGAAAAAACAAAAGGGUUGUUUCGAGGUUGAGAUUCUCCAGAUUGAAGUAUUUAAUCAAUUUGCGUAUUGUAAUUUGAUGUAUUAAUGAAAUGUAUGAAUUUGAAAAAUACAUUGUGUGGAGG
Messenger RNA from Linum tenue, 3667 nucleotides. NCBI's taxonomy places the organism in Eukaryota, Viridiplantae, Streptophyta, Magnoliopsida, Malpighiales, Linaceae. The record is from the annotation of a GenBank genome assembly.